GCGAACGGCACGACAGCUUCCGGGUUGCUGAGGUCUGAUUGGCUGAGCGUUUAAAUCGCGCCCUUGUUGUUUAAGAGGAGCAGUUCCUGACUGAGGAGUAUGAAUGUUUAUUAUUAUUAUUUUUAGUGUGAUUUUACGUCAAAUCAGUAUGGAACAAAAUUCCGAGUCAAAAUCUGUCCUUUGCACUUUGCUGGAUAAAACCGACCAGUCCAAAUACGUGUUUUUUACUCAAAAGCGAUCAGCAGGAGACAUAAACAUAGGAUUUACCAAUGGUGAAGAUGUCUGGAAAACGCAUCUUUCAGAGGAGAUUCUGUCUCAGCUUUUUAAGAAAUUUUCAUUGAAGUCCACAGAGGAUUAUACCUUCAAACUCAAGUGUGCGUGUAAAGCUGGCCGAGCAUUUGUGAAGUUGCAGGAAGACGGUGCUGUGCUGCAUUUAGGAGCAGAGCCCACAGACCUCAGUCUGUCCCUGUCAAAACUCAAAGACUCAGAGGGAAGGACGGAAGUCAAGGAACUGCUUUUCAAAAUGGCUGACAGCUUGCAACAGCUAGAAAGUCAAGGUUCUUCAUCGUCAUUUAGUCCAGUCAAGAGUCCUCAGAAAAGGAGUGCUGAAUUUGAACCUAGGAAACCGCAUAAGGGUCCAGUUGUAGCAGUCAGAAGACGUCUUCCUGGAGAUUCUCUCAUCAACCCAGGAACAAAGAGAAAGAAACCUGCAACAGGCGUGGCCUUUGAUGAAGACGAUGAUUGAAGUCGACACAAGUUUGAACAUGAACUGUACCUUUUUAACCAACGUCACUAUACGUUUUUAAAAUGUAACGAAUAGAAAUCACUGUAUGAAUGAUUUUAAGUCAUCACGCAUCUGAUUAAGGUUUUAUUCCUUGACAUUACUAAAUGAUUUUUAUCCCUUU
Puntigrus tetrazona (Sumatra barb) is the source of this 905-nucleotide messenger RNA. It is a transcript of the gene paxx, whose product is annotated as PAXX non-homologous end joining factor. Lineage: Eukaryota; Metazoa; Chordata; Actinopteri; Cypriniformes; Cyprinidae. Gene Ontology annotation, molecular function: molecular adaptor activity. The transcript has 7 exons. Gene Ontology annotation, biological process: double-strand break repair via nonhomologous end joining. Bases 104 to 745 code for a protein of 213 amino acids. The record is from RefSeq and is a predicted model, not a curated record. Gene Ontology annotation, cellular component: nucleus; nonhomologous end joining complex; site of double-strand break.